AUGGGCAAGGUGCUAUCCAAGAUUUUCGGCAACAAGGAGAUGCGGAUCCUGAUGCUUGGGUUGGAUGCGGCCGGUAAGACCACCAUCCUGUACAAGCUGAAGUUGGGCCAGUCGGUCACCACCAUCCCCACCGUCGGCUUCAACGUGGAGACCGUGACCUACAAAAACGUCAAAUUCAACGUGUGGGAUGUGGGGGGCCAGGACAAAAUCCGGCCUUUAUGGCGGCACUAUUACACGGGCACACAGGGUCUUAUCUUUGUCGUGGAUUGUGCCGACCGGGAUCGCAUCGACGAGGCUAGGCAGGAACUUCAUCGUAUUAUCAACGACAGGGAAAUGAGGGACGCCAUCAUCCUUAUAUUUGCCAAUAAACAAGACCUUCCUGAUGCCAUGAAACCCCAUGAAAUUCAGGAAAAACUGGGCCUAACCCGAAUCAGGGAUAGGAAUUGGUAUGUUCAGCCUUCCUGUGCGACCAGCGGGGAUGGGCUUUAUGAAGGACUCACGUGGCUAACCUCCAACUACAAAUCCUAA
Molecule: messenger RNA, 528 nt
Organism: Staurois parvus
Lineage: Eukaryota; Metazoa; Chordata; Amphibia; Anura; Ranidae
Source: the annotation of a GenBank genome assembly